This is a messenger RNA of Cladocopium goreaui, 621 nucleotides long. The record is from the annotation of a GenBank genome assembly. Lineage: Eukaryota; Dinophyceae; Suessiales; Symbiodiniaceae.
AUGGCAACGUCGAAUCCAAGAACAUGGAUCAAAGGGCCUGCGCCUUGCGGCAAAGUGGAAAGCCUGUGUCCAAUGUUGGAUGCAAACUGCGAAUUUGCUCUUCUAUUUCCACCUGCGGUGGGCAACAGACGCUUGGAGAUCUGUCAGCAGAGCAUCCUUGUAUGCCGCACUCCUGAGGAGAUAGAGCUCAUGCAUCUUGCUCUUCCCCUCUUCUCCUGCAGAGCGGAGUUCGAAAGUGGGCUGCCUGGCAGCGAAGCGUCCCACAAGAUCUUCACUGCCAGUGUUGGCAACUAUGGAUCGCUUGAACCUGCCACGCUUGGACUCUUCCCUGAGGAACUGGACGAAGGGAGAAGAGGUGGCACCAAGGCCUUGGCCAGCGACAAGCAAAUCUCCAGGCGCAAGGGCAAGCUGGAUGUAUUCCAGGAAGUGAGCAACAGAGUUGGAAAGACCUAUAUGCUGCUGAAGCGCAAGACACAAGGAGCAGCAGCUUUCGCCUUCGCUCUGGAAGCAGCUCGCCUUCAGGCCAGUGUCGCCAUCUGCGUCCUUCAAGUGCCGAAUGAGAUGUGGAAGGACUUGGGCUCCAACAAUGGCUGCACCGGAGCGUGCAGAUCAGUGGUGAAA